Molecule: messenger RNA, 4026 nt
Organism: Oncorhynchus kisutch (coho salmon)
Lineage: Eukaryota; Metazoa; Chordata; Actinopteri; Salmoniformes; Salmonidae
Gene: camkvl
Product: CaM kinase-like vesicle-associated, like
Exons: 12
Coding region: 232-2742 (836 amino acids)
Biological process (GO): protein phosphorylation
Molecular function (GO): ATP binding; protein kinase activity
Source: RefSeq, a predicted model, not a curated record
AGACAGCAUCAGUCGUGUCUGGGCUCGCGCUGCACUGUUGGUUCUUUACCAAGUGGUGAGAUCAGAUGAUACCGAAAAUAUAUAUAUAUUUUUAAAUAACUGAACCGAAACACCGAACAGGCUACGUCUGAGGUUUGUGUUGCGGGCAAAGUUUGGAUUUUAGACAGCUUGCACUGAGUGAAGCUCCUCCCGUCUCUCCCUUCACCGUGGACACAGCAGGUGGAUGCCGCCAUGCCAUUUGGGUGCCUUGCCAUGCGAGAUGGGCGGAACUUAGACAACAUCUAUGAUGUCACCGACAAGUACGAGAUGGGACAGGUCCUUAAAGCGAAGGAGUUCUGUGAGCUGUGUAUGGCUAAAGACCGACAAACCAACAAGGUGUUUGUCUGUAAGAAGUUUCUGAAGAAGGACGGGAGGAAAGUACGCAAGGCUGCCAAGAAUGAAAUCCUGAUCCUCAAAAUGGUCAACCAUCCAAAUAUCCUCCAACUGAUCGACACUUUUGAGACGCGGAAGGAGUUCUUCAUCAUCCAGGAGCUGGCUACAGGCGGUGAUGUGUUUGACUGGAUUCUGGACCAGGGGAAUUACACAGAGAGAGAUGCCUCCAACGUGAUCAAACAGGUUCUAGAGGCCGUAUCCUAUCUACACUCACUCAACAUCGUACACAGGAACCUCAAGUUGGAGAACCUGAUGUACUACACAGAGAACAAUCACAACAAAGUGGUUCUGCGGGAUUUCUACCUGUCCAAGUUUGAGAACGGUUCUAUCACAGAACCCUGUGGAACACCGGAGUACCUGGCUCCUGAGGUUGUGGCCAGACACCGGUACGGUCGACCGGUGGACUGUUGGGCAGUAGGGGUCAUCAUGUAUAUACUUCUGUCGGGGAAUCCUCCGUUCUACGACGAGACAGAAGAAGAGAACACAGACCUUCACAACCGGAUCAUCUUCUGUCGUAUCAUAGCUGGGGAGUUUGAGUUUGACGCUCCUUACUGGGACGACAUCUCUGUUCCAGCUAAGGAGUUGGUGUGUAGACUGAUGGAGGUGGACCAGAUGCUGAGAAUCACAGCUACAGAUGCUCUCGUACACAAGUGGAUUGCUGGUAACGGGGCCUCGGAGAAGAACCUGAAGGAGGGAGUGUGUGCCCAGUUUGAGAAGAACUUUGCUAAGGCCAAGUGGAGGAAAGCGAUCAGAGUCACCACCUUCAUGCAGCGUCUUCGUGCGUCUGAGACUGCUGCCGCUGAAGUGGAGGCAGGAGGGCAGGGGGAAGGAAGGGGGGAGGACCAGGGAGGAGGAGGGCAGAGUAAGGGAGGAGGGGUGACACCAGAGGUGAUGGUUGGAACUAAUCCGGAGCGUGAGGAGAGGAACGGGGGAGUAGGGGUGAGGAGGUGGGGAGAGGAGAGGGGAGGAGGGGGGAGAAACCCUUUGAGUCCCUCUGUAGGGAUCUCUCCUUCCACCAAUAAUGAACCACUCUCCCAGCCUCCCAACCAAUCAAAUGCCAGCUCCAAACCUCUGGGGGACGAGCCAAAGAAGCCAGCCGUGAAGAAGACGUCAGGCAAAAUGGCCGCCGCAUUGGGUCAAACCAAAACAACAACAGAGACCAAAACACCUCCUACCCCCAUCGUAACCCCUGACCUCACCAAGCCCCAGGACCCCGUCACUGUCUCUGACCACGACACAGCAGCACCAUCGUUGCUUAGCAAUGCCAAGAAGAAGCAACCAACCUAUGUCACUCCUGAGACUCCAACGACUCAACGACACAAGAUGGACGCCCAACUCCCCAACAUGGGCCCAGGCCCUGCUGCUGCUACUACUACUACUGCUGCAGCCAUAGCCCCACCUGCUGACAGGAGGCCGGCAGUGCAGGCUCCAGUAGAGGAGAAGAAGCUGGGUGACAGUAGCUGGUGUCAGACCCAGCUCCCUGAGGCUGUAGCUGAGAGGCCUGCUGGAGGUGGGGGAGUAGGGGGAGGAACUGGGAUUGAGAUGGGAGGGGGAGGGGCAUCUGGAGCAGGGUCAACAGUGAGAACUGGGAUAGGGCCAAGAGGUGACGCGAGCCCCAUUGGUAGAGACCAGAGGGCAGACAGGCACAGUGUAGAGUCCAGGGGGGAACCCGAACCGUCCGAGGGGGGCUACAGUUAUACCAUAGGGGCACUGGGAAGCUCCCGUUGUCUAGGCCGACACACCACCGCAUACAGCCAGGAGGUUGAGCUGGGGGGGUACGGGGGUUCCUACUGCUCCUCUCUGUACGGCAGUGGGGGUGGAGGGAGGAUGUAUGGGGGACUGGAGCACGGAGGUGUUGGGGUCAGAGGUCAUGGUAGUAGUACUGCUGAUUGGCAGAUGGACAGCGUGAUCGAACAGAUCGAGAAGCAAAUGGCGGCGGUGCUGGAGAAGAUCGAGGGGGACAUGCCCUCUCUCCUGGAACAGAUCAGUGACUGCCCCCCGCCUCCCGAACCCCCCCGCAGCACACACACCUCCCCCUCCUCACGCUCCCGCUCCUCCCAACACCAACCAUCUCACUCCUCCACCUCCUCCCUCACCUCCACUGCUACACCCCCACCCCUCCCCACAUCUCCCAGACCACCUCUUCCCUCCCUCCCCCACCUCACCAUCCCCCCUCCAUCCUACCCGCCUCCUUCCCUGCCCACCCGCUCCCCUGGUCAGCCAAUCGGUGAGCACAAGGAGAGAGACGGACAGAGAGGAGCAGUCCAUUCCAGCCAAUCCCCAUCCGUGAGGCCAGGGAAGGGCCUAUGAGGGACUAAAGUGGGCACCUGAUUGCAUUUCACGUCAUUGCAUUGGUUUGGAAGGAGAAAACAGUCCUGCCCGACUCAUUUGGAGGUAAGACAUUUUAACAUCUGAUGGAGAAAAAAACUAAACGUAGGAAAUGCAUCCAGCUGUGUUCAAUCUAGACCUGCUAGCCAGCCAAGUAAUGUUUUCUGUUGAGGAGUCUGUUUUGCUAGGUAGCUGCAUGCAGUAUCUGUUCACCUAGCUAAAUGUCUCUUCCCCUAUUGUGUUGGACCAUUGCGGUUCGUGCUACUAGUUAAAAAAUUAUAGGCUAUGUUAUUCUACUCUUACUGUAAACAACUUGACCAAGUCUAAAAUAUGCUAAACUGUUAACAUGAUGAUUGCACACUAAUAAAUGCAGUUGUGGCUUCAGAAACUUGAACCAGCACUAAAAUGUGAGCAGUGAGGUUAAUUUCUCCCCUCGUCUCUGCUUGUUCCAGGUUGAAGGAUAUCCUGUCACUCUGUAGAUGUUAACACCUUGUUGUGAACCACCCGGCCACCAGGGUAUUAUUCAGGAGCGUGUGACAUCACAAUGUCAGAGAGAAAUAGAUGCACUCAUGUUAUUGUUUAUCGUGCAGAUUUGUCAGGACAUAGUAACUUAUGAAGCUCAUUCUAAAAUACAGAUGUGAUUUCUGUCCCAGGGGAUUUGAACUGUGUUCAAGUCUUCAAUUUAGACCACAAUUAGUUGAAUUAGGUGUUUGUGAAGAGCUGGUACAAAAACCUGUGAAACUCCUGUCCCAUCAAAAGAAAAAUGGCUGUCAUAACUACAUUUGCACUCAUGUACUGAACAAGUUUAUGAAUGUUGGAAGUUCAUUUCCUUGAGAUGUCCCUCAGUUGGGAAUUAUUUUCUACAAUGGACUGUGUUUAAAGGACUCAUGCACACAUACAGGAAAACCAAUAAACAUUUGCAUUUUUUAAAUUGAAAAUGCCAAGUGUUUAUGUCUCCACGUGUUUCUGGUUCUGAGGCAGUUAACCCACUGUUCCUAGGCUGUCAUUGAAAGGCGGGGUCAUCUGGGGUCUGCAGGUCAUCCAAUCAAUGAGAGAGAAGGGCAUCAAUGAUAUUACAAUGCGCCAGGGUAGCCUAGUGGUUAGAGCGUUGGACUAGUAACCGGAAGGUUGCAAGUUCAAACCUCCGAGGCAGGGUGACGGCAGCCUGUGGAGGCUGGGAGACGGCAGCCUUUGGAGGCAGGGAGACGGCAGUCUUUGGAGGUAGACAGGGAGACGGCAGUCUUUGGAGACAGGGAGACGGCAGCC